This is a messenger RNA of Mesoplodon densirostris (Blainville's beaked whale), 1305 nucleotides long. It is a transcript of the gene DIPK2B, whose product is annotated as divergent protein kinase domain 2B. Bases 1 to 1305 code for a protein of 434 amino acids. The record is from RefSeq and is a predicted model, not a curated record. The transcript is spliced from 5 exons. NCBI's taxonomy places the organism in Eukaryota, Metazoa, Chordata, Mammalia, Artiodactyla, Ziphiidae.
AUGAUGGAGCCGCGGCUGGGGCCUGAGGCUCCAGCCCUCCACCUGGGCUGGGCAGCCCUGCUGCUGUGGGUCUCAGGCCUGAGCUACUCUGUCUCCUCGCCGGCUUCUCCCUCUCCUUCUCUGGUGCCCCGAGUCAGAACCAGCUACAAUUUUGGAAGGACUUUCCUCGGUCUUGAUAAAUGUAAUGCCUGCAUCGGGACAUCUAUUUGCAAGAAGUUCUUUAAAGAAGAAAUAAGGUUUGACAACUGGCUGGCCUCACACCCUGGACUGUUUCCCGACGACUUGCCUUCUUACUCUGUAAAUUACUCGGAUGAUUUCAAAACCUGGCGCCCCGUGGAGAUCUCAAGGCUGGUCAGCAAACACCAAAACGAGAUCUCGGACAGGAGAAUCUGUGCCUCCGCAGCCGCCCCAAAGACCUGCAGCAUUGAGCGCGUCCUGCGGAAAACAGGAAGGUUCCAGAAAUGGCUGCAGGCCAAGCGCCUCACACCGGACCUGGUGCAGGGCCUGCCCAGCCCCCUCUUGCGCUGCCCGUCACAGCGACUCCUGGAUCGCGUGGUCCGGCGCUAUGCGGAGGUGGCCGACGCUGGCAGCAUCUUCAUGGACCACUUCACGGACCGCGACAAGCUGCGUCUCCUCUACACGCUAGCUGUCAACGCCCAUCCCAUCCUCCUACAGAUCUUCCCGGGCGCCGAGGGAUGGCCACUGCCCAAGUACCUGGGCUCCUGCGGCAGAUUUCUGGUCAGCACCAGCACCAGCCCGCUGCAGGAAUUCUAUGGUGCACCCGCAGACCAGUCAGCCGACCUGGCCUACCAGCUCCUGGGUGUCCUGGAGUCUCUGAGGAGCAACGAUUUGAACUACUUCUUCUACUUCACCCACGUGGAUGUGGACAUGUUUGGCAUCUUCAACAACGGGCAUCUGUUCAUCCGGGAUGCCAGCGCACUGGGCGUCAUCGACAGGCAGGAAGGCAGCCAAGCGGCCUCCAGGGCAGGAGAGAAUAAAGACAUCUUCAGCUGCCUGGUCUCUGGCUGCCAGACCGAGCUGCCCUCCUGCGACACUAUCCCUGAGAAGCAGAGCCUGGUGCUGGUGUGUGGCCAGGUGCUGCCCCCACUUCUCCAGGCCAAGUUCCCGUCCCCGGUGCAGGAGGAGAUAGACGCCGAGCUCGCUCGCUGUGGGGAGGGAACCCGGCCAGACCCCGAGGUCCUCCAAGCCGCCAGCCGGCUGAAGGACAUCUUGAGGCCCCUGAGAACCUGUGACCCCAGAUUUGCCUACCGCUACCCAGACUGCAAGUAUAAUGAUAAGUUCUGA